Abrus precatorius (Indian licorice) is the source of this 1269-nucleotide messenger RNA. RefSeq names its product carboxylesterase 1-like. The transcript has a single exon. The record is from RefSeq and is a predicted model, not a curated record. Gene Ontology annotation, molecular function: hydrolase activity. Lineage: Eukaryota; Viridiplantae; Streptophyta; Magnoliopsida; Fabales; Fabaceae. Bases 108 to 1196 code for a protein of 362 amino acids.
CUUUAUCCAAAUCCAGAUGAAGGAUAUGAAGAAUUGUUUCUUCUCCCCUUAAAUGAGGAGAUGGAUAGCUUCUCUCCCUCUUCCAUCCUAGUUUUAAAAAAUCAACGAUGCCACUCUUUUCUUUAUCAAACUCCAAAUGCUUUUGGAGAACUUCAAUUGCAUUUGCAUUUUCCUUAACCUUUCUCUUCAUUGCAAACUCAACCACACUCCAAACCCCAUCUCCAACUUCAUGCAAUAACGACCCUUACAAGCAACUCAACCUUAUCCUCAACCCAAACGGCACCGUCACGCGCCCCAAUAAACCCCCAGAGAGCCCUCCCGCCCCCGAUCCCACCACCCCCAACCUCGUACUCUCCAAAGACCACACCAUUAACCAAUCGAAAGGCACGUGGGUGAGGAUCUACCUACCCCGCAAAGCACUCGAUCACAGCUCCAAACUCCCCCUUGUGGUUUUCUUCCAUGGGGGCGGGUUCAUAUUUCUCAGUGCGGCCUCGACGAUUUUCCACGAUUUCUGCCUCAACAUGGCAAACGACGUCGCUGCCAUCGUUGCGUCCGUAGAGUACCGUCUCGCACCGGAACACAGACUCCCCGCGGCGUACGAGGAUGCCGUGGAGGCGCUACACUGGAUAAAAACCAACCAAGUGGAUGAUUGGCUGAAAAAUUACGCUGAUUAUUCCCAUGUUUAUCUCAUGGGGAGUAGUGCGGGAGGAAACAUAGCCUACAACGCGGGUCUACGUGUAGCUGCGGCCAAUGAUGAUGAUCAAGAGCUUAAGAUCAAAGGGCUUAUUUUGGUGCAACCGUUUUUCAGUGGGACCCACAGGACGGGUUCGGAGCUGAGGCUUGCGAAUGAGCCUCAUUUGUCACUGUGUAAUAACGAUGCGUUGUGGGAAUUGUCGUUACCGGUUGGGGUUGACCGUGAUCACGAGUAUUGCAAUCCGACGGCGGGGAAUGGUGGGAAGAGAGUGGAAAUGAUCAAACAUCGUGGAUGGUGGGUACUGGUUACCGGGUGUCGCGGUGACCCACUUGUGGAUCGUCAAGCGCAGUUAGUGAGGUAUAUGCAAAGAGAGGGUGUGAGAGUUGUGGGACAUUUCACAGCGGGGGAUUAUCAUGGGAUUCAAGACACUCAGCCUUUGAAAGCAAAGGAACUCUUUGUGGUUGUCAAAACUUUUAUCGAAGCUCUGUCUUCUGUGAAUUGAGUGAAGCAUUGUCUUUUGAGGAUAUCAAAAUCGACAAUUUUAAACAAUAAAGAUUUCAAUUUUGCAUUUUCUA